Molecule: messenger RNA, 3134 nt
Organism: Toxotes jaculatrix (banded archerfish)
Lineage: Eukaryota; Metazoa; Chordata; Actinopteri; Toxotidae
Gene: tnfaip8l1
Product: tumor necrosis factor, alpha-induced protein 8-like 1
Exons: 3
Coding region: 310-870 (186 amino acids)
Biological process (GO): regulation of apoptotic process
Cellular component (GO): cytoplasm
Source: RefSeq, a predicted model, not a curated record
UCGUGUUACAACAAACUCUUGUAACCGAUCUCACAGCAGUAGAGAGAAGAAAACACUCUUUCAAUAAUUUACACAUCUGUGCCUGAUACACGGUUACAGAACAAAAAAAGGAGCUGCGCGAGGAGGACGUGUGCUUUUUUUUAUACAUCGAGGAGAUCCAACAAAACAAGCGCAACAAACAAAACAAAAACAUGCGACUUUUCCCUGCGCUGCCAGGAUGAAGACUUGAGAGAUUUUGUGCAGAUUAACUUGUCAUCUUGUUGGCUGAACCCUCCCGUGUCCACACUGAGCUCAGAGGAAGACUUGACCAUGGACUCCUUCAGCACCAAGAGCUUAGCCCUGCAGGCGCAGAAGAAGCUGAUGAGCAAGAUGGCCACCAAGAGCGUGGCCAACCUCUUCAUCGACGACACCAGCAGCGAAGUGCUGGACGACCUGUACCGCGUCACCAAAGAGUACACCCGCAACCGCAAAGAGUCCCAGAAGAUCAUCAAGAACUUGAUCAAGAUGGUGGUGAAACUGGGAGUGCUCUAUAGAAACAACCAGUUCAGCAGCGAGGAGCUGAUCCUAGUGGACAACUUCAGAAAGAAAGUCCACACUCUGGCCAUGACGGCAGUCAGUUUCCACCAGAUUGAAUUCACCUUUGACCGCCGCGUCAUGAGCGCCAUUUUGAACGAGUGUCGUGAACUGCUGCACCAGGCCAUCAAACGCCACCUGACAGCCAAGAGCCACUCCAGAGUCAACCACGUCUUCAAUCAUUUUGCCGACUGUGACUUCCUUGCCGCCCUCUACGGGCCCUCGGAGGUUUAUCGCGCCCACCUGCAGAGGAUCUGCAACGGUCUCAACAAGAUGCUCGAUGAUGGGAACCUCUGACCUCUGCUUGCCCCGUCAUCAGGCGCCUUUACCUCUAGUCACCCUUCACGUACCAUCUUGUAGGAUUUAUUUUUUAAGGUGACAAUCAGGAACAUUUUUAUUUUUCAUUUGUUGGUUUGUGUUCACGUGUGCCUUUCAGAUAUUACUGUAACACUGAAAUUCUCUUGGCUAGUUAGUCCAAAGUCUGUUUCUUCUCUAGCCUGAUUUUCUGUUAUUUCACAUAAAUAAAACCUAGCAGUUUUUUUCUUAAAUGAAUGUAAAACUUCAUGCUCUUAUCAGUAUAUUCAGGUGUAGGAGCCUUGACAACUGUGCCUUGGGGGAAAAAAAAACAUUUUUUUUCUCCAUUCCAAGGGCACUAUGCUUACACUCUUACUUAAUCAAAAAGACAUGAAUCCAGGCACAGGCCUUGAGUUAUAUCUCUGUUAGGUGCCUUUAAAUGGACGAAAAUGUUUCUGGGAGCACCAGGAGAGGAAAGAAAGUGAAUUUCCAACUUUUCCAAAUACCCAAGGACAUAAAUAAGCAUUUUUUUUGUUUGUUUGUUUAUUCUAAAAGUAGUAUUGCACUCAAUCCUGAUCAAGCGCUGUACUGUACUUCCCUACAACAGUGAAACCAUGUGAAGCAUGGCAGUCGAAUAAUCCUGCUUAGCCUGCAUUUUACAGCUCUCACCAUCAUGCACUAAACUUCCACUUUGUCGGGAGGCCAGGCUUUUAUUUAGAAGGCACCUAUAAACCCAGUUUUCCUUUUAAUGGUCUGUUUUAUAGUCACCACAACAAAGAUGAAGUAUUUGGGUCAUAGGGGGACCAUAAACGUGAAGGAAUUUGAUUGUGCUGUGUAUUGUUGAUUGUCUCUGCGCUGGCUCGAAUAUCUCACUGACUGUACACUCAUCUGUUCAGAAAAACUUCUAGUUUGUGUCUAUAAAUGUCAAAAUCACAUCAAGAGAGAAGCUGCACAAUGUGGCACCAGGUACAAAGGUUGCUCUGACAUUUUAUCAGAUGGGAAUAAAGCACAAGAGCUGGAAAACCACUCAUCAUAAUGUUGGAGCCCAGGGUCAGCUGUGUUUCAGAUUUAUCAGCAUUGCCUCAGGUUUAUCCUAAAAGUACUAAAACUCUGGUUUGAAUUCUGACAGAUCUGAACUAAAAAGACUCCCCAUGAGCAGUCAGAUGAAAGGCUGGACGAAAACUGCUGCUCGGUGUCUAUGAAAAGGGCCAGGCAGGGUAUAGAGAUUAGAGCAGAGACAAACACAGUACCUGAUUGUACUCUCCCACUGCAAUUAUGGCUCCCCGCUCUGGGGUGGUAUAAUGGCCUGGAGCCUGCCUCUGUCGAGCAGCCACUCCACCACACAGCAGCUUCAUGUAAUGUGAUGGAGAUAACCAUCUCUGUUUGCGCGAUGCAAGUCCUUUAAUGGAGUGAAAGAUGUUGUUGUGUUUCUUCCUUAUAAAGGAGCAUAUGAAUACUUACUACUAUCCCUCUCCAACCUCACAUAAUAGCUGUCUUUCCUUUUUGUAUAUGUGUUUUUUGUAUCACUGAGCCUGUCUGGGAGAUUGUUUUGUGCUGCGGCCUCAUUUUGUAUUCUCUGUGUGUGUGUGUGUGUGUGUGUGGUGUGUGUGUGUGUUUGUGUGCGUACCUGUGAGAGAAUUGGAAAUUGAGCCGUGUAAUAAGCGCUGUGCUUUUCCAGAUAGGAUUGCUGAAACUUUAACUUCAUCCACAGCAGCUCUGCCAAAGAGAAGAUGUUGCUCAGAAUGCAGUCUUUUUCCGGAGGAAAACGUUAUGCACUUGAUAAUUGCAGCCUUGCUAAUGGUGAAAAUUAAGACAAAGGUGGUGGCUGUUGUGGUUUAUUCACCUUUUAUUUUCACCCUUUUUUAAAUCUUCGAUGACUUCCCUGAGCAGAUUCUUGUUUGUUAUUCCCAUUUGACUCUGACCGCAUCAUUUCAGGAGGCUUUCAAGUAAAUCCUUUUCCUUAAGUCCGUCGAAACAGUUGACUUUAAUUGUCUUUGGAUGCCAUUUUCUUCAAUCCCUCCUCAUCUCAGGGUUAGUUUAAAUCUCCCUCGUUUUAAAAUCCAUGACAAUAGAAAGAUUAAAAACCUCUGCAACAGCCUCACUUAUUUUACUAAAGCUCUCAAAUGAAACAUACUUUUCACAUUGCAUUUUUACUGUUGUGAAUUGUGGAAUGUUUUUAUUUUCACUUAUGCACAUAUGAUUGUUUUUGUGUCUCUGCAAUGUAUCCAGGCAACAAAUAUAAUACAGUUUACUUUUUUAAAACAAUA